This is a messenger RNA of Lycium ferocissimum, 663 nucleotides long. RefSeq names its product polyubiquitin 8-like. Gene Ontology annotation, biological process: protein ubiquitination; modification-dependent protein catabolic process. The record is from RefSeq and is a predicted model, not a curated record. The transcript has 2 exons. The coding region runs from base 16 to 648 and encodes 210 amino acids. Gene Ontology annotation, cellular component: nucleus; cytoplasm. Gene Ontology annotation, molecular function: protein tag activity; ubiquitin protein ligase binding. Lineage: Eukaryota; Viridiplantae; Streptophyta; Magnoliopsida; Solanales; Solanaceae.
GUUUUGGGUUAAACCAUGCAUUUCUUAGAGUUGAGGGACAAUAUGAAGAGCGGCAGAUCAAGUGAUCAAGGCACAAAACAAAUGGCUGAUAAACCCAAAGAUCCAUGGUCACCGGAUCGAACUAUGCGGAUCAUUAUUCAAGAUGACACGUACAGAGACGUAAUUAAUUGGAAGGCGUUACCAAAAUCAUUUCUCCCGAGUACUAUAGAUGUUGCCAAAGAAGACCGGGAAUCAGAAUCGAAACCUUUUCUCCCAAUGGUUGAACCCGAAGACAUAGUAGCUGCAGUUAAAGCGUAUAUUCAAGAGGAAAAGGGGAUCCCUUUUAAGAAACAGAAGCUGUUGAAUGAAGAUGAGGGAGUUUUGAGAGAUGCACAGACUCUUAUUUCUUCGGGAAUCAAGAAAGGUUCUACCUUAAUCCUUCGUUAUGCACCAAUAACGCCAAUCUCCGUGUUUUCAUAUUCUGGUCGCAAGUUCAAGUUAAUGGUUCAGAGUUCUGACACAAUUGCGGAUGUUAAGGCGGGUAUUAGAUCUCAUAAACAGUAUAUACUCUAUAAUGGACGACAAUUCAAAGAUGAUAAGCGUCUCAUCGACUGCGGAAUUCAGUAUAACAGUGAACUAGAUCCACUCUUAAGGGUGUGCGGUUGUUGAAUAUGGCACUAUCAA